GGCAAGACUCUAAUGUAAGAGAGGUUUAAAUCAAAGUGCCUCUCACUUAGGAGGCAAUGACUUAGAUAGCAGCUUGUAACCACAGUCCCAUCUGCUCUCUCAUUUUCCUGUGAACUAUAAGAUCUCUUAUAUCUUUCGGACAGGGAAAAUUGAGAGAUUCAAGUAUCAAACACUAUAAAACUAUUGCUGUUGCUGUUGCUGUUCUUAUCUGGUUUUUAACUCUUUGUACCUCACAAGGUUUGCUAAAGAUGCGCAGCAUGGCAAGCUCCAGCUCCACCAAAGGCAUCGCCGCCAUUGUAGGCGUCGGGCCCAAGCUUGGACGAUCUAUUGCCCGCAAGUUUGCUCAUGAAGGAUAUACUGUCGCCAUCCUGGCCCGGGACUUAGGAAGAUUGUCGAGAUUCGCAGAUGAGAUAGCCAGAGCAGAGAAAGCGCAAGUCUUUGCAAUUAGAAUAGACUGCUCGGAUUCUAGAAGUGUUAGGGAAGCAUUUGAAGGGGUUCUUUCACUAGGAUUUGUAGAAGUUCUGGUGUACAAUGCAAAUCAGCGAGUUUCUUGGCACCCCACAAACUUCACUGACAUUAAAAUUGAUUCCUUUGAGAAAUCUCUUGCUGUGUCAUCCCUUGGUGCUUUCCUUUGCGCUCAACAGGUACUUCCCGGGAUGGUGGAAAGAGGAAAAGGAACGAUUCUCUUCACUGGCUGCUCAGCUUCACUCAACGGCAUUGCUGGUUUCUCUGAACUAUGCUGUGGAAAGUUUGCCCUGAGAGCAUUAUCACAAUGCCUGGCAAGAGAGUUCCAGCCUCUUGGUGUCCAUGUUGCCCAUAUUAUCAUUGACGGGGUUAUAGGUCCACCCAGGGGACCAUCGGCAUCGCAGCGAGGGUUGGUUGGGGAGCAAAAGCAAAGCGGAGGGGGAGGGGACGGGGCCGCCAUGAUGAUGGACCCAGACGCGUUGGCUCAGACCUACUGGCACCUGCAUGUUCAAGACCGGACCGCUUGGACCCAGGAGAUUGACCUCCGUCCCUCCAUCACCAGAUUCUAUUAGCCACUCAAUUCCAUCCCUUUCUCUCCUUACAAUAUAUAUCUUCCCAUUUGCUCGACUCCCUCCUCAAAUCAUUUGCAAUUUCUACUAUCAUUAUCAUCUACUCCAAUAGUUUCCAUUUCUUGUACACUUAUCUUGUUGUUUGGGACAAGGCACCUGAAUUGGAUCUCAAAGUGUCCUUGGAACUGGCACUUCAAGA
Theobroma umbraticum is the source of this 1233-nucleotide messenger RNA. Its product is annotated as NAD(P)-binding Rossmann-fold superfamily protein. The record is from RefSeq and is a predicted model, not a curated record. Lineage: Eukaryota; Viridiplantae; Streptophyta; Magnoliopsida; Malvales; Malvaceae.